This is a messenger RNA of Athene cunicularia (burrowing owl), 1301 nucleotides long. RefSeq names its product TBC1 domain family member 22B-like. Gene Ontology annotation, biological process: activation of GTPase activity. The record is from RefSeq and is a predicted model, not a curated record. Gene Ontology annotation, molecular function: GTPase activator activity. NCBI's taxonomy places the organism in Eukaryota, Metazoa, Chordata, Aves, Strigiformes, Strigidae.
AUGUACCGUAGCAUUGGCUGCAAACCUGAAAGCCAGUGUGGGGUUCAUUCCCUCAGCAUUCAACCUGUCUGUGGAGCACAGCAUCCUCUGCUGGAUCUCCGGCUCACUCAUAAAAGUAAAUUCAUCAGGGACUGCUCCAAGGCCAAUGCGUUGCCUAUGAAAAGCAAGAAGGCCUCCAGCUUUCACGAGUUUGCCUGCAACACCAGUGAUACCUGGGACAUCGGUGAUGAUGAAGAUGAGGACUUCUCUUCCUCCUCUUCUUCUUUGCAGACUCUGAACUCUAAAGUGGUUGAGGCCACAGCAGCCCAGGUCCUGGAGAACCACAGCAAGCUGCGGGUGAAACCGGAGCGGGCCCAGUCUGCUCUCAGCGACGUGUCCACCACCAAGUCCAGCAGUGAGGCCCAGCUCUCCAGGACAGCUGAGGAGGCCUGUGUUGGACCCCUUCGGAAGCAGCAGUCCCUUCCCCUUCGGCCCAUCAUUCCACUCAUCGCCCAAAUCUCUGACCAGAGCGCUUCGGGUGCUGCCCCCGUGACACUGAGGGAGAAAACCCACCCGGAGAAGUUUUGGCAGCUCCCUUCCAGCCACAGCAUGGACCUGGAUGAGCUGAGGAAAUGCAGCUGGCCCGGUGUGCCCGGAGAGGUCUGGCCCGUGAUGUGGUGUCUCCUCUCAGGUUAUCUCCCUGCAGACAUGGAGCAGUGAAAGAUGACCCUGCAGCCCAAGUGGGAGGACUGCUUCAGCUUCAUCCAGCUGUGUUACCAUUCCUGGGACGAGGAGCACCAUCAAGACACCUACCAACAGAUCCACAUCGAUAUUCCAAGGACCAACCCAUUCAUCCCCCUCUUCCAGCAGCUGGUCAUCCAGGAGAUCUUUGAAAGGAUCCUGUUUAUCUGGGCCAUUCAACACCCAGCCAGCAGCUGUGUGCAGAGAAUCAAUGACCUGGUCAUUCCUUUCCUUGUUGGGCUCCUCUCUGAGUAUGUUGGUUGGGGCCCUGUGGGCACCCUUGGCUGAGUGCUAAGAACAGAGAUGGGAGAUGCACAUGUGGUGUGCUCUGCCUGGAAAGACUGCUCAUCCCAGUGAGUAAAGUGACCGGUCCUUUGCAGGUCAGGGUGUGACUCAGGCUCCAAGGUGCUUCUCAGCAGGAAUGACCCAGCUAGCCAAAUAGGAACCUUAAAAUGUGGUGGAUGCCACGUGCAUUCUGUUAGCUGGGAGAUGUGUAUCCGGUGGGUCAAUUUUCUUUGAAAAGACUCAUGUUUAAAGAAGUCUAUAAUUUCUGAAAACCACAUACAAUUGCUUUGGCGUUC